Molecule: messenger RNA, 3153 nt
Organism: Baudoinia panamericana UAMH 10762
Lineage: Eukaryota; Fungi; Ascomycota; Dothideomycetes; Mycosphaerellales; Teratosphaeriaceae
Exons: 2
Source: RefSeq, a predicted model, not a curated record
CGAACAUCACUCAGCAUGCGAGGCUCUAUGAGAAGACCUCCUUCCGUAUUCGGGUCAUUCAGAUCGAACUUGCGGAUGGGCAGCGAUGAUUCUGCAUCUGCAGCAUAUGGCGAGCCUCUUUCAACCACCUCUUCCGAAGCACCAUCCCUUGGUUGGUCUGACUGUGGGUUCGAUGGAGCAACCCCUGCCAAGACCGUGGUAUUGCACGGCGAGGUUCAAACCAGUGCGGGAAUGUUCAGGAAGAAGAAGGAAUACCUCGUGAUUACGGACACUCAUAUUCUCCGGUUCAAGUCGCAGGUCAAGGCAGCGGACAUCUUCAAGGUCAUACCGCAGUCUGUUCCACGGAGUCCAACCGUCCGCCAUGGCUCUAUGCCCUCCAUAGGCUCCCAGAGCGACCUUCAGACCCUUUCAGACUCUUCUGGUGACAAGGAUGCGCGUGUGCCUCUCCGGCAGGUGGUUGCUGUGCACCCUUUGGAGGAUGGCAAGCCGUACUUCGCUAUCGAAGUGUGCUACCUGGACGAGGCGGCUGGGCAAGCUUCAGCAUUGACAUUGCAAUUCAACAAUCCAGAAGAGCGAGAGAUGUGGCUCCGAACAAUACGCGACACUGUAAGCAAUCUGCGAUCCCUCAGACCAGACACCAUCUCCGCACAUAACCUAGAGACUGUUGCACGUACCAUCGAACGGGACAAUGACUACGAUCCUGCCAACUGCGCCAUCUUCAAGGUGGUGCAGCGACAACCAGCAUCGAAGUCCGGUGGCCGCUCAUCUUCGGAUGAUCUGACAAAGGUUGCAUCGACGGUGUGCUUUUUUGCCAUUGGCGUGCAUAAAGUGCACCUGAUCCAGCUCGAAAAGCCUAUAGCAAGAGCCGUAAGCCCGUCUCUAGCGCCGACCACAUCUCAGGUCUCCCAUGGCAUUCUGACGCUCACCGGACUCAAGAUCAGUGAUGCCGAUGACACCUUCGAGCUUACCUUCCGCAGGCCAUGUCAGACACCGAAACACCUAUACCUGGCUUCUGCGUCAGCAUGGGAGAUUGCGGCCCGCUUACAUCAAGCUGAGAAUUACCUUCGACCUGAAUGCGGUACCCGCCUGUUCCGCUUAACUGCUCCAGCGGAGCUCGAUGAAAUUCUACCACCGCCAGUUGUCUCGGACGAGGAGCACUGUUGUCUGGAUCGAACCUUGAUUGCAUAUUGUGUGGCGUAUGGGGUUAGUCCAAGUAAUGUGCGUUACACGAUCAAUUACGACUGCGAAGACGCGCCACGGUUUGAGCUACUCCCACCUGAUGAUACUCGACGGCCGCAGUACGGUCCGAUCGAGCUCCUUGCUAUCCUACGAGCGUUAAGAUACAAUGAGAGCUUCGGCAGCAUAUCCUUUGCAGGCAUCAAUCUUGACAGUCUCAAUGGAUUGCAUGAUAACUAUGGUCGCGAACAUGUAUGUUCGCGUACGAAGCGAGGCACACCCAUCAAGCUGUCGGCGGAGGAGCUUGGCCGUUCUUGCUUGCUGAUUCAAGAAGUGAGGGCAUUGGCAGCCUGUAGCAAGAAGGUUCGGCGUAUGGACUUCUCUGGAUGCGUGACAUCUAAACCAAUACCAUCCAUCGAGUGUACUCCGGAUGACGACACGCCCAAGAGGAAGGACAUUGGCUGCGGCAUUGUUGAGGCGCUCUUCCCGCUCUGUAAACAUCAAACUACUAAUGUGGACUGGAUUUGCUUAAACGGGAUCGAGCUGAGCGAAACCGACCUUGACUAUCUAGUUGGAGCUGCCGUGGAGAAGUCUUGUCACCUUCGAGCAGUUGAGCUGAACCGCUGCGGUCUCACUGAUCGGAGCAUGGGCCUCAUCUUGGACGCGCUACGAGCACACGACAAUACACUGGAGGCAGUCGAGAUUGCUGGCAAUACAGCUCGAAUCAACCCUGCAACUUUCGAUAGUCAGGCUUCUAUGUUCGGGUUCAUUCGAAAGCUCAACCUGUCUUAUGCAUCGCUAACUUCUGGUGAUGGCCCCUUCCUACAGGCGGAGACGUUUCUGCUCUGGCGCCUGCAAGAACUGCGUUUCACUGGGACUACAUUGAAUGCAGCCACGGUAGACGCAAUCGCGACGUACUUGGCGCAUCCGCAGUCGAACAGUCUCCAUGAGUUAUAUGUGGACAAUGCCUACCUGACCGGUAGCGACGUCGCAACCCUCUUGCACAGCAUGUCCCGCAAUCCCUUCGAAGCGAGAAACUUGCACCUCGAUGUUAGCUUCAACCAGCUUAGCAGAGAUCUCGAGAAGGUGACGCACGCCAUCUCAAAGGGACUUGCUCCGACACAUCUGAGCAUGCGCGCCAUCGAUUGGCGGGAGGAGACCCUGUACCGCAAGAUGCUCAAUGCGCUUGCCGUAAACACGACCAUACAGUAUCUUGACAUGGCGGCUGCAUCUCUGCCUGGUGAGGCGGGUGACGACACAUGCCGCGCUUUAGAGCGCCUCUUCACCGAGAACAAUACAAUGGUCGAGCUCAACAUAUCCGGCGAAGAAUCUCGGCUGGCGACUUCACGGUUCGGCAGCGGCAUCAAUGAAGCUCUUAUGGGACUGAAGCACAAUCAGAUCAUGCAGGUUCUUCGCAUUGAGAAGCAGAAGCUGGGUCUCCAAGGUGCUAGCACGCUUGCAGAGGUCCUCAAGGAGAAUAGAACCUUGCGAGAGCUACAUUGCGACAACAAUGAGAUUCCGCUACAAGGCUUGACUGAUUUAGUCAACGCACUUGUCGAUAACACCACGCUCAUUUACCUGCCAGCCAUGAGUGACGGUCGCGCCGCAGCUUUCAAGUCAGCCGAGCUAACGAUGAAAAGCAUGUCAGAGACGGAUUGGCCACCGUCGUCGCCAUUGGCAUUAACGACAACACUGUCGAGGGUCCGCCAGAACUCGCAGUCCCUGUCUCCCGUCAACUCGCAGGUAGCCUUCACCCCCCAAGAUAUUCACACUACGCAUCGUCUCCUAACUGAGCAGUGGGAUCGUCAAUGUUACCGCCUAGCGCAGUAUCUCGAUCGGAAUUGGUGUCUUCUGCAAGGCAUUCCAGCCAAUAGGAUCGAAGAAGAACAGUUCGAGCGACCGUCGUCGGUGGGCUCCAUAGGCAAGCUUCUCGAGCAGAUCAAGAUCGACACCACGCCACGUGCCGAGAAACAAUUG